Molecule: messenger RNA, 1927 nt
Organism: Myxocyprinus asiaticus (Chinese sucker)
Lineage: Eukaryota; Metazoa; Chordata; Actinopteri; Cypriniformes; Catostomidae
Product: macrophage mannose receptor 1-like
Exons: 6
Coding region: 238-1377 (379 amino acids)
Source: RefSeq, a predicted model, not a curated record
AUUCACACUCUUUAUCUUUCAUAUUCAAAUCAAGCAACCUGAGAUUCAAGCUUUAACAUGAUAAAACACACAUACACAUGCCUACAGGUCAUCAUCAGAACAAAGAGUCAUUUGUUUAGAGAGGAAAAAUACUCAGAGGAAGAAAAACAAUAAAGUCACAUGCACACUUGAUUGAAGAACAGAUCCAGAAUAUCAGAAAGAGACACACAGGAAUAAAGAAACAGACACAACUAGAAAAUGGAGCGAAAUACAUUUAUCACUCUUAUUCUCUCGGCUGUUUUCAGUUUAUCUGCAUGUGUUCCACGUCAGUAUCACUUUGUGAAUCAGAAGUUGAGCUGGACUGCAGCUCAGAGAUACUGCAGAGAGAAUUACACAGAAAUGGUCACCAUCAACAACAAGAAUGACAUCGAAGAGCUGCUGAAGAGUGUGAAUGAUGAUCAGGUUCAGUUUGUCUGGAUCGGACUGCACAAGACAAACAUUAAGACAUGGAAAUGGUCUCUGGGUGACCCUGCGUUCUACACAGGAAGUGAUUCACAGUAUCGUAACUGGGCACAGGGACAACCAAAUGAAGAUGUAGACUGUGGUAAUAUGAAUUCUGGAGGAUGGUUUGAUUAUAAUUGUACUCACAGCACACAACACUUGAAAUUCAUAUGUUACAAUGACAGCAGUAAAGGAUACAUCCCUGUUAAUCAGUCAGUGAUUUGGAGAGAUGCUCAGAGUUUCUGCAGAGAUCAUCACACAGAUCUGGUCAGUGUGAGGAACCAGACUGAGAAUCAACAGAUUGAGAAGAUCAGAACUGAUGGAGGGAUGUCUGCAGUCUGGAUCGGUCUGUUCAGAGACUCAUGGGAGUGGUCCGAUCAGAGUGAAUCCUCAUUCAGAAACUGGAGAACAAGUGUUCCUGAUAAUACUGGGGGGAAUGAAAACUGUGCAGUGCUUCGGGUCAAGACAGAACGUGGACGAUGGAAUGACUCGAACUGUGAUAUAAAAACUCAGUUUGUUUGUCAUGAAGAUAAACUGGUUUUGAUUAGAUUGAAUGUGAGUUGGAAUGAAGCUCUGAGAUACUGCAGAGAGAAUCAUGUGGAUCUGGUGUCAGUUCACUCAGAGGAGAUUCAGCGUCGGGUGAUGAAUGUGGUUAAAGACGCCUCGACUGCAGCGGUGUGGAUGGGUCUACAUCACUACUGUGCCAUGAACAUGUGGAUCUGGUUGAGGGGGGAGGUUGUAUGUUAUCAGAACUGGGCUGCAGGUAACGGGACAGGACAGGAAGAUUGCAAUGGUGGACCGAGAGUUGGAGCAGUUCAGUCUGGAGGAGAUCAGCGAUGGAUCAGCCUUCCUCAAACUCACAAACUCAACUUCAUCUGCACUAACUACGAAGACUGAAUCAUCAUCAUCAUCAUCAUCAUCAUCUCACCUGUCGUCUGUGGAGCCACAAAAUUUCACCAUGUUUGAUAUAAAACGAAUUUUUCAUGAAAAUCUUUAUUACUUUGUAAAUUUGUCCAUUUAUUUCUGUGAGUAGUUCUUUGUUUUUGAAGUCCUGAGAUGAUUCGUGUGGUUCAGUUCUCUUGAUUCAGAAAAGUGACGAGAUGAUGGAUACAAACAUUUACACUCUAAUUCAUUUCAUUUUGCUUUACUAUUUUACUUUGGAGAUAAUAUUUAGUGCUAAAAUGUAAAUGUGAACUCUCUGUUUAAAAAUGUUUGACAGAAUGUCAGUGAUUGUCUUCUGGGGUUGUUUUGUCAAAUGAAAUACUUCAAAAAGUCUUUUGGGUGACUUUUUUCAUAUUCCUUUAUAAAUGAGGCUUUAGUUGACUGUGACAUCUUUAAAAUAAUGAGCUUAUAAACAGGAACACUGUGAUUCUUGUGAGUGUUACUGCUUAGAUUCUUAUGUGCAUUAAAUUGUAUGUUCUUAAUAUCAAUAAAAAUGCUCUUAUAC